AUGAUCACCGCCGGCGCAAUCCCCGCCGCCGCCACUAGCCCCUCUGUCUCGGUCCCCACCCGGCGGCGCCCGGCGGAGUCCUCCUCCGACGUCGAGUCCUCGGCCGACGAGCACGAUGACGACGAGGGCGGUGCAGCACUCGAACACAAGAAGAGGCGCAGGAGCGGGAGGUCGUUGAUGGCUGGUGGCAACUGGAAGGAGCGGGCGAUGAGGAUCCUGGCGGCGGCGCUCCUCGCCGCCUGGCUCGCCUCCCUUCUCUUCCUCGGCACCGCUCGCAUCGGCGUCGCCGUCGCCGUGCCCAGGAAGACGAAGGAGGUGGUCACGCAGAUUAACGCGCGCGAGGAGUCCAUGAAUUGGGCUGUGGAGACCGCCGCGACGCUCAAGAGGAGGAGGCUACGACGACCGAUUCCUGAGAUUUGGAGGAAACCAAAUAACAAUGGCUUUGAGAGAUGCAUAGAGCGUCCAAAGACUAAAUGCCUCACUUGUAACGUUACGGUGGGUUACCUCGUAGUUCAUGCCAACGGUGGACUUAAUCAGAUGAGGAUGGGGAUCAGCGACAUGGUCGCAGUCGCAAAAUUGAUGAAUGCGGCACUCGUGUUACCCUUGCUAGACCACAAAUCAUUUUGGACUGAUCCAAGUGAAUUCAAGGAUAUUUUCGAUGUUCAACACUUCAAGAAAGUCCUCAAAAAUGACAUUGUCAUAGUUGAUUCCCUCCCAAGACAAUAUGCUCGAACCAAACCUCUUCAAAGGGCUCCUAUUUCUUGGUCCAAGGCUUCAUACUUCAAAAGCUUCUCUCUCGUUUUAAGCAAGCGAAAGGUCGUAGAAUUCACCCAUACCGACACUCGCCUCGCAAACAAUGGACUUCCUCCCUCCAUUCAAAGGCUUCGAUGCCGAACGAAUUAUGAAGCGCUUCGAUACACUCAGGAAAUCGAAGGCCUUGGUGAAAAAAUUGUUGAUAGGUUGAGAAAUGGUAGCAACCCCUACAUUGCACUCCACUUAAGAUACGAAAAGGACAUGCUAUCGUUUACUGGAUGCAGUCAUAACCUCUCAAAGCAUGAAGCAGAAGAGCUAAGAAGUAUGAGGUAUAAGGUGAAGCAUUGGAAGGAGAAAGAGAUAAAUAGCAAAGAGAAGAGGCUGCAAGGAGGUUGCCCAAUGACCCCAAGAGAGGCAGCCAUCUUUUUGAAGGCCAUGGGCUACCCUUCUACAGCAAGCAUUUAUAUUGUAGCAGGAGAAAUUCAUGGAGGUAAUAGCAUGAAUGCUUUGAAAAAGGAAUAUCCAAACAUAUACACUCAUCGUAAUUUGGCAUCCAAAGAGGAACUCAACCCUUUCAACAAGCAUCAAAACAGGCUUGCUGCUUUAGAUUACAUUGUGGCACUCGACAGUGAUGUCUUCGUCUACACUUAUGAUGGGAACAUGGCAAAGGCAGUUCAAGGGCAUAGGAGAUAUGAGGGAUUUAAGAAGACCAUCAAUCCAGAUAGGCCAAGGCUUGUGGAACUGAUAGAUCAGUUGGAUCAGGGAGUAGUAAAUUGGAAGGAGUUUGAGGAGAAGGUCAAGAAGGCCCAUGCAAAGAGGGUUGGAGGACCAUAUGAGAGAAUGACAGAUGUAAAUCCAAGACAAGAGGAGAACUUUUAUGCAAAUCCUCUUCCGGGAUGUUUAUGCAAUAAGUUAUAUAGGAAUACCUAA
Zingiber officinale is the source of this 1683-nucleotide messenger RNA. Its product is annotated as O-fucosyltransferase 19-like. The transcript is spliced from 8 exons. The coding region runs from base 1 to 1683 and encodes 560 amino acids. The record is from RefSeq and is a predicted model, not a curated record. Gene Ontology annotation, cellular component: cytoplasm. Lineage: Eukaryota; Viridiplantae; Streptophyta; Magnoliopsida; Zingiberales; Zingiberaceae.